AUGCCCCAAAACCCCAAAUUUGCCUACGAGGCAAAUGAACCUGCCUUUCUACAAAGGCUUCGGGGCCAAUACGGUGGUGAUACAUCCGGUCGCCUGGAGCGACCUGCCGCGCGACCUAAAAAGCUUAAGGAUCCCAAGGAGGAAGAGGAUGAUGAGCCUGUAUAUCUCGAUGAAGAGAGCAAUGAAGUGAUCACCAAGGAAGAAUAUAAAGCGCUGGUCGAACCUCCCAACGAUGAGACCAGCUCAGAGGGCGCAAGCACAGCCGAGGGAAACAAGAAGCCAGCUGAACCAAUUGCUAAACAGAGUAACCUCACUGAAGUUGGGGGACAGAGAAAGCGAAAACAGGUCAAGGUAGUGGGCGAGGAGGAGGAGAAUAGGCCGGAUGAAGCACCUACGGUACAAGAAAAACCUAAGAAAACCAAGAAAGCAAAGAAAAUCAAGCUUUCCUUUGAUGAGGAGUGA
Molecule: messenger RNA, 462 nt
Organism: Penicillium odoratum
Lineage: Eukaryota; Fungi; Ascomycota; Eurotiomycetes; Eurotiales; Aspergillaceae
Product: DUF4604 domain-containing protein
Exons: 2
Coding region: 1-462 (153 amino acids)
Source: RefSeq, a predicted model, not a curated record